Molecule: messenger RNA, 6950 nt
Organism: Eupeodes corollae
Lineage: Eukaryota; Metazoa; Arthropoda; Insecta; Diptera; Syrphidae
Gene: Syt7
Product: synaptotagmin-7
Exons: 10
Coding region: 1608-2888 (426 amino acids)
Biological process (GO): cellular response to calcium ion; regulation of dopamine secretion; vesicle fusion
Cellular component (GO): membrane; synapse; axon
Molecular function (GO): phosphatidylserine binding; calcium ion binding; SNARE binding
Source: RefSeq, a predicted model, not a curated record
GAGAUAUUAAGAAUUCGGCUUUAUUGUUGUCCAUUUUUUAUUUCCAUUUUCUUCCAUGACAUGAUAAAAAAUACCACCGACAAUAAAUUACAUUUGAUUCGAGAAUUUUUAAUAAAAAAGGAGCUUAACGAAAAUAAUAAUUAAAAAAGAUACAUCUUUUAUUUUAAUAACGUUUACAUAUGGUUUUGUUGAAUCUCAGAAAAAAUUUUUAAAAUUAUUAUUGAAAGUUUUAGGACGUGUCUAUUUUUAUUAUCGUAUGUACUUGGAAUUUUAUAUAUCUUUCCCGAAUAGGAAGUCAACUCUUUAUAAAAUAUUUCUAUUCUUAUCGGAACAAAGUUUGAACUUAAUAUUUUUUUUACAUAACAAAGAAAAAGAACAAAAAUGUAGAAUUCAUAUAAUUAAGAGUGAAAGCAUUGUGCAUACUUUAAGGUGAAAUACAAAAAAGCGGGCGUAUCAUGUCAACAUAUCUUUUAUAAAUUUGAUUGAAAAAAGCAUAGAGAGGAUGUAUUCUUUCUUUUUUUAAGUAUUUUCUGGAUUUGAAAUAUUAUUAUGUUUCUAUCUCUGUGACAGUAUGAUUGAUUAAUGAAAUAUAACAUGUUCUCAGGAAAUUUAUUAUUAAUUUCGUAAUAUACAACUAAACGGCAUAUCCCGAAGGUGAACAAUAGUGUGAUUUCUAGUUAAAAGAAAGUUAAUUUAAUAAACAACACUCUCAAUCAAAGUAAUAUUUAAAACGAAAAAAAAACAUUUGUGUAAAACAAAAAUUAAAGUGGAACAACGGCGCGACAAUAUUUUUGGUUGUUGAGUGGUUUGAAAUAUGUUUUUCUUUUAUUUGCUUAUGCGGUGUUAAUAAUCUUUUAAUAUCAUAAACCUAAAAAAUACGUCGAUAAUAAUACCCAUAAAUAUUCUAAAGAUGUUUUUAAUAAAUCGGACAAACGUAUAGCUUAAAUUUAAAUUAUAUUUCUUGGACUAGGUUUGCGAAGCACAAACAAAAUUAAAAAAACAAAAAAAAAAACAAACAAACAAAUUAGAAAAAUAUAAAAUACAUACAAAAUUUAAAAUUCAACGAAUUAGUGUUAAGUAGAAAAUUAAAACAAACAUUUGUAUUUAUAAUCCAAGACUUACAUUGUUAUAUUGCAUUCUGUUUUAAGAGAAUUAUUACUCAAAUGUUAAAUGAUUAAUAUUUACAAUUAAUAAAAUAUACAUUCUGAACAAAAAAAAAAUAUUGUGAAAAAGAACAUAAAAUAGUAAGAAAUCGUAUUUUGGAAAAUUUAACUAUGUACCCACAACUCAUGGAAUUAUAAUAAUAUUAAAAUAUAAUCGAUAUAUUAGUGCCUCCAUAAGUGCGACACAUAAAUUUAAUUUCAUAUAUUAAUCAAAUGAAUUUUUGUGAAAGAACAAAACAAAAUGAUAAGCAACAAAUAUUCUCCAGAUUUUAAUCGAAUGUUAAACUAAUCAAAUUCCAGAAGUCACAAAACAUGUAACAAAACUAUUUUAUAUUCCAUUGACAGCAGGAAUAAAUUAGUAGAAUCACUUUGUUUUCUUAAAAGUAGAAAACGGUUCAAGGAAAUAUAUGCAUAUUGCUUGAGAUCCAACAGAAGAAAAAAGCAAUGACAAGUAUAAUACUAAUAGGAUGCUUGGCAACACUGGGAAUCAUCAUCGCGAUAUCUCUUUUCCUGGCUGGUGGCUAUUUAUGGUGGCGACAUAAACGUUCCCAAUUACAAUUUAUAGAGCCAAAUGAAGAUGAAGAUUCGAGUAAUUAUAGUAUGCGCUUGCCACAUUCAGCCACACAAGAGAUUCAACAAGAACCUGCACAACCAUUGAAGCCGCCCCCACUACCACAGCAAUCAACACCAAUACAAAAUAAUAUCAACAGGAAACUGAAUGGUUUCCUUAAUUUGAAAACUCCUUUAAUUGGUUUCACUGAACCGUUUAGGACGACGACUCAGAUACCACAGACAAAGUCACCAGGUGGUUCAAAUUCAGGUGCUGAACGCGAGACCAGUGGAAAGGAUUCCGUUGCGAAUCGCAGCAUAUCUAUGGUUGAUAUGUACGUGGACAAUACAGAGCCCAGCGAAAAUGUUGGACAAAUACAUUUUUCAUUGGAAUAUGACUUCCAAAAUACCACCCUCAUACUGAAAGUUCUCCAGGGUAAAGAACUGCCAGCGAAAGAUCUAAGUGGCACUUCGGAUCCAUAUGUCCGGGUGACCCUCCUGCCUGACAAAAAACAUCGUCUUGAAACAAAAAUUAAAAGGCGAACAUUGAAUCCGCGAUGGAACGAGACUUUUUACUUCGAAGGAUUCCCCAUACAAAAACUUCAGUCGAGAGUUUUGCAUUUACACGUAUUUGAUUACGAUCGAUUCUCUCGUGAUGAUUCGAUUGGAGAGGUUUUUCUGCCACUGUGUCAGGUCGAUUUUGCUGGUAAGCAAUCAUUUUGGAAAGCCCUUAAGCCACCAGCUAAAGAUAAAUGCGGCGAACUGUUAUCAUCUCUUUGUUAUCAUCCAUCAAAUUCAGUACUAACAUUGACAUUGAUAAAAGCUAGAAAUUUAAAAGCUAAAGACAUAAACGGAAAGUCAGAUCCAUACGUUAAGGUCUGGCUACAAUUUGGUGAUAAGCGCGUCGAAAAGCGAAAGACUCCGAUUUUUAAUUGCACACUUAAUCCUGUUUUUAAUGAAUCAUUUAGUUUCAAUGUGCCGUGGGAGAAGAUCCGCGAAUGCUCCUUAGAUGUUAUGGUAAUGGAUUUUGAUAAUAUUGGACGAAAUGAGUUAAUUGGAAGAAUAUUGUUAGCCGGAAAAAACGGAUCUGGGGCAUCAGAAACAAAACAUUGGCAAGAUAUGAUAUCGAAACCAAGACAAACAAUUGUUCAGUGGCAUCGACUAAAGCCGGAAUAAAACACAUAAAGACAGCAGUGAUAAAAAACAUUUUACACGCACAUUUAAUGAAGCAACACACCCAUAAAAAACAACCCCUACAUUCCCGAAAAACGAUAAAAAACAACAACAAACAAAACUUAAAACGCACUAAAACCUAAAUCCAAAUGCAACAAACUCUACACAUCAAAAAGUGACGACUUUAAUUUCUUUCAUUACCACUACAACAAAUUCAAAACUGUGUAUGUAUUUGUAUAGGUAUUAUAUAUUUGCGUGCACUCUCGAGAAAAAUUAAAAAAAAAAAAAAACAAAAAAUAAAACAAAAGGCAAACACAAAAAAAAACACAAAAAAAACUAAAAACAAAAAACAAACAAAACAAAAACAGAUACAUAUGAAAUAUUUAUAUACAUUAUUAAAUAUUAUAUUUAUUAAAUAUUAUAUUUAUUAAAUAUAUGUUAUAUAAAAUUUAUAUAUCCUCAUUUUGUUUAUAGUGAUACUAAACAAGUUGAUAAAAAUAUUUAUGUAGUACAUAAACAUUAAACAUAGAAAUUUAAAGAAGAAGUUAAACUUAAAAAUACAGAAUAUAUCUAUGUGUGUAUGUUUGUAUAUAUUUAUGCAUCUGUACACAUGUAAGUGUAUGCAUAUGUGAUCGUAUAUCUAUAUAAAUGUGUAAAAAAUACCGUAGACUUGCAGUAUUUUUGUUAAGAUUGUUGUUGGUUUUUCAUAGGCAUUAAAAAAAUAAGGAUAAAAAACAAAUUUGUAAAAGGGUGACAACUAUAAGAUAUACAAAAAUAAACAUUACAAAAUUUAAUAAGAAACAAAAGAAUUAAAGUUUUAAAAUAGUAGAAAUUGACAUUUAACAAGAAUUAAUAACUCCCAAUGGGAAGUAAAAAAAAAAAAACAUAAGCUAGUUACAUUAUACAUGUUCGAAAGAUCUUGUUAUCAUCGCUAACUUAUUCCUUAAAUUUCCUCAGAAUAAUAAUACCAUUUUUUUUUUGAAGUAACACUAAAAUAUAUUCCUUACUUAUUUGAUAGUAAAGCAAGAACAAACUUAUAUUAUUUGUAAAUGCUAUUGUGAAUUUAAAUUCGAUAUCGAAUUUAGCGACAUCAAUCAAAUAACAUUUUCUAUUUUUUAAAUGUCAAUGUCAUAAUUGAAAAGUACUUCGAUAUGAAUUGAAAUAUAAGUUAACCUUUAUUUAAAUUCUAUAGGUAUAAUUAGUUUCCAGUUCUGAAAAUAUUUUUGGUUUUGAGAGUAGACUUUUUUUCACGCACUGAUUUUGAAAUGUGUAUAAAAUGAGGAAAUGCGUAUAGGUACCUAUUUUAAUUUUUAUAGUCCAGCAUGGUGUGAAACAUAAAACACGGGCUUGCUAAAUUAGAAGAAUUACAUUUUUUCGCAAAACUCUAAUUUUUGUAUUGUCCUACAUAUCUCACACCUAUUGUUUUUAUACCUAUACGCACCUUAAGGAAUUCUUUAAUUGAUUUAUAAUCAUUAAAUCGACAGUUCAAUUCAAUAAGAAACCAAUCAAUUUUGGUUAAAAACACGUAAUACAAAUUAAAAUGAAAGAAAACCAUUGAAUUUCAGUUUUUAUAAAGGGGCAUUUACAUAUGUAACAAUAUAAAAAUAGUAAUGCUUUGUUUUUCUUUUCUAUUUGGCUUCAGUUUUUUUCCUUCGUACAAAUUUUAAUUUGCUUCUACUUUUAUUUUAAAUGUCACAUGAAAAUAUUUUUCUGAUAAAUUUAUCUGCUCUGAGGAUGUAAAAUGUUGACAAUUUCGAUUCUGCAUAGUUUAAUUUAUCGGGCUUAUCCAUGUUUUUCAUCGUUACAUGAAUUACCCCAUUAACUUUUUACCUUGAAUUUGUAAAAAUUUUAAUGAGAUGAAAUAAUUGAUUUUAUUUUAUAUUAAACUGAUUGCGAUAACUACGACGAGGAUUGCAAAAUAAUAAAGGAUUUUGUAAAAGGGUAAAACAUAAGGCGGCCCAUACACACAACACUUGAGUUGGGGUGCAGAUAUGUGGGCUGGAGAAGACACCAAUUUUCAGAGUAAAAUCAAUCGGUGUGUGGGAAGUUGUUUCGAUAAAAGCUUCAACGUCAUUUUCUCUUUCCACUUUAAGAUCUCUUUCACAACUAACGUGUAGUGUGACGUGUGUGGCGGAAUACUACAAAAGGUGUCAGUACACUAGUGUGCAUACAAGUGUGGUUUGUAUGGGCCGCUUAAGCAUUUUUUGUAGGAUGGUCUCUCUGCUUUUGUUUAGGCAGCGUAUGAGAGAACAUAGUUUUCGGCUUUUAAAAAUGCUAUAAUGUUUAUAUUGUAAUUUGCCGUAGUUUUUAAAUAUUCUCUUUCAUUUGAAGGUAUUUUUGUUUGGAAAUUACUCUUUCAAAAUAAACGGAUAGAUAUAGACCCUAAUGUUUUGAUAAAAAAAAACACAUUGUAUUAACCCCUUACAAAAACCUGAUAUUAUUUUUUGGUUUCUAUGUUAUUGUAUACUCUCCCCAUGUAUUUCCCUAAGCACGUCAUGGUCUAAAUAAUAAUCGAAAAUAAGUUCCACUUGACACUUCUGUAUAAAAUAGGCUAAAGAUAUUUAAUUUGCAGUUUUGUCUACUGUUUACUUCUGAACCAUUUUUUCUUUAUCAAAAUCAGAUGCAGUGUCAGACAAAUUCCCCAGGAAAAAGUUCUAGGCAAACGUGCCAACAUCCUUCAUAAUAUUCCCAGAAAAACAUUACUGGAGAUAAACUUUAUUUUUAUAUGCCCCAUAUUAAUUGGACAGAUAAAAAAUGGCACAUUCUAGAUAGAUAACGAAAAAUAAACUAAAAAAUAUCUUAAAAAUCCUUUCCUCAAUUUUAAUUCAAUUUUUGAUGAGGAUGUACAAAUAUUUAAAUAUUGUUUUGAAAAAAGAAUAUCAUUUUAAUAUUUAUUAGAAUAACACCCUUAUCACAUUUUUGGUUGAUUGUGAGAAAUUUUGUACAAAACCGAACCUUCCCACCAGCAACACCAUAUCCUUAAAGGAAUAGUAGACAAAUAUGUAAAUCGGAGAAAAAACAUUCAUUGCCCUAAAGCGCUUGUUUUCUUUAUAUGUUAAAAAGACGGUUCGUUGUAUGUGUAAUUAUUAUAGAAAAAAAGAAAUAAUUAUUCAAAAUUAAAUAAAAAAAAGGAGGUAUAUAUCAACCAACGAUAGAGUAACUAGAAAAUAAAAACACAUACGACUAAAAAUAAAAAAAAAAAUAUAUACAAAAAUUUCGACAAUGCCGAUUAUGUAAGUUAGACUAGAAGCAAACAUAAACAUUAAAUCAACACCAACAUUAAUUGCAAUAUUAAAAAAGUAAUUGAUUUAACAUAAAAAUAAAUGAAAUAAAGUACUAAAACAAUAAAAUUAUAUUUAUUUGUAUCUGUGUUAAUAAAAUAAAUAUUAUAUCGUUAAAGUUAAAAGUUGUUACUAGAAACGUGGUUGCCUUUGAUACCAACCUUAAUCCAUAAUUCGGAAAAAGAUAAAAAUAUAUGAAGAGAAAUUUAUACACAUACACAUACAUAUAUAUAUGUAUCAGAAAAUUAUUUAAACAAAGAUCUGAAAUGCACAAAACAUUAGCGAUUUUUUUUUUGUAGUGUAAAUAUUUUUUUUUGGUUUAAGUUAGGUCUUUUUAAACAUAAUAAUAUAUUAACAGCGAAAGAAAGAAUAAUGAACAAACAAAAGUUUCUGACGUUAAGGGAAUGAGCAAAAUUACUAAAAUAUGCUCUUGGGUGAAUUACAAAAAUAACUGACUUUUUUCUAUUGAAUCGACGUUCUUGACUUUUAUAUAUUUGCAUUAAAAUUUUAGAUUUUUGAUUAGUCAGUAAAGUAAUGCAAUAACAUUUUAAUUAACCAUUUUUGAGAGUAUUCAGGUAACGCAAAUGUUUCAAGCUUUUCAAAAGUAAAGAAGUUUUGAAUAGGUAUUUUUUUGAGUUAUUUUGUGCUGUUUUUAUAAUACUUUCAGAGCUGAAGCACAUUGAAAAUGUUUGCCAGUUAGGGAAGGGUGGAAGGUCAGAUGAAAACUAGAAUAACAUUAAUUUUUAUGAACUAAUUGCAACUGCACUUCAUCUAACGAUGAAAG